AUGUUCGCGGAGAUAAACCGGCGGACGCUCGCGUUCCGCGGCGGCGGCCUCGUCACCUCCGCGGCGGCCGCCUCGGCGGCGGGGGCCGAGGCCUGGGAGCGGCAGGACCCCGAGGCGCUGAACGGGCGCGGGGCGGACGAGGAGGCGGAGCUGGAGGGGCUGGAGGCCGAGGAGCUGGAGGCCACCGCCGCCGAGGAGAAGGAGCUGCUGCUGCCCCAGGACGCGGCGUCGCCCCCCGCCGCCGCCGGCCCCAUGUUCGCCGAGAGGAACCGCCGGACUCUGGCCUUCCGCGGCGGCGGGGGGCUUCUGGCCGCCCACCCCGCCGCCAACAAUGGCUGCGAGGCCGCGGCCUGGCCGCGGAAGCACUUCAAUGGGCGGGGGGCGGACGAGGAGAUGGAGCUGGAGGGCGCGGAGGGACUGGAGACCGAGGGGCUGUUGGAGGGCAAGGAACUGGUCCAGGACGGGGGUUCGCUGAGUGACAGCAGCGACGACGAGGAGGACGGCGAAGGAGGCAGCCUGGGCGACGGCAGCGGCGCCGAGGGCGGCAGCUGCAGCAGCAGCCGGCGGUCGGGGGGCGACGGCGGGGACGAGGCGGAGGGCAGCGGCGAGGGGGAGAGCAUCCGGCACUUCCCGCUGGCCAGGCCCAAGUCCCUGCUGCAGAAGCUGCACAUCUCCUUCCAGGGCUCCUGGCUCAAGGAGUUCCCGUGGCUCUACUACUGCCAGGAGACCGGCCUCAUGUCGUGCGCCUGGUGCACCGCGGCCGUGGCCGCUGCUGCGCCCCCCGAGGUGAUCAUGUCCGGCGCGCCCCUGCCCGGGGGGCACGACGAGCUCUGCAAGGGCACCCGCAACUACAAGCGCACCCUGCUCCUGCGGCACCACCUCUCCGCCGAGCAUCGCCUCAACGAGCCCGGCAGCGCCGAGCAGGAGGCAGAGUUACCAUCAGAACUGAAUAAUGAAGGAUACUGUGAUUUUAACAGCAGGCCAAAUGAGAACUCUUACUGCUAUCAGCUCCUGCAAGAGCUCAACGAGCAGAGGAAGAAAGGCAUUCUUUGUGAUGUUAAUAUUGUGGUGAGUGGGAGGGUCUUCAGAGCUCACAAGAACAUCCUGGUUGCAGGCAGCCGCUUCUUUAAGACUCUGUAUUGCUUUACAAACAAAGAAAGCCGUAACCAAACCACUGUUACCUAUUUAGACGUUGUUGCUGUUCAAGGUUUUUCUGUCAUCUUGGACUUCUUGUAUUCUGGUAACCUCGUGCUUACGAGCCAAAACGCCAUUGAAGUGAUGUCGGUGGCCAGCUACCUUCAGAUGACGGAGGUUGUCCAGUCCUGCCGCAACUUCAUUAAAGAUGCCUUAAACAUAAGUAUAAAAUCAGAAGCUCCAGAGACUGUUGUAGUGGAUUACAACAGAAGAUCUGUUAGUAGGGAUGGUUUAUCUCCAAGGGAUCAAAAAGUUGCCAGCUUCUGGGCAACACGAAACCUCACCAACUUGGCAAGUAGCAUAAAAACUGAGAACGAUCCCUACCCUAUUGAUGAGGGCCAAAUGGAAAGCUACCAAAUGAAUGACUGCAGUUGGGUCCAGGACAGCUCACCUGAAAUGGCUGAAAAUGAAUCUCAAGGUGAGGGAAAAGUUUUUGUGUGGAAUGACAUGGGUGCACAGGGACAAUCAGUUCAAGAACCUGGAAAAGCAAGAAGGAAAAACCAAACUGCAAAGAGAUUUAUUUAUAAUGUACCACCUAAUACUGAAGAGAACUCUGAAGAUUGCUCAGUGUUGCAACCGUCAGUCCCAUAUCCAGAAGAAGAUUUGUCAUUUAUUAAAGAAGAAGCAGCUACUUCAAGUGACUUCAAGUAUGGACUGUUGCCGGGUACUUCAAAUGACUUCAAGUACGGAUUGCUGCCGGGUACUUCAAGUGACUUCAAGUAUGGGCUGCUACCGGGUACUUCAAGUGAUUUCAAGUAUGGAUUGCUGCCAGAAUCUUGGCCAAAAGAAGCUUGGGAAAAUGGCGAUUCCUCUGCUUUAAUCAUGAACAAGUUGAAGUGUCCACACUGUAACUAUGUAGCCAAAUACAGAAGAACACUAAAGAGACACUUGCUCAUUCACACAGGAGUGAGAUCUUUCAGUUGUGACAUCUGUGGGAAGCUGUUUACACGAAGAGAGCAUGUAAAGAGACAUUCCUUGGUGCAUAAAAAGGAUAAAAAGUACAAGUGUAUGGUGUGCAAGAAGAUUUUCAUGCUUGCAGCCAGCGUUGGAAUAAGACACGGCUCACGGCGUUACGGAGUUUGUGUAGACUGUGCAGAUAAAUCUCAGCCUGGAGGGCAGGAGGGAGCAGACCAGGCGCAGGACACAGAUUUCCCUAGGGAUGAAGAGUACGAAGAGAAUGAAGUGGGAGAAGGCGAUGAGGAGCUGGGUGAUGAUGUAGAAGAACAGAACGAGCAGUCGCGGUGGGAUGAAGGCGGGGAAGUCUGUAUGCCUUUAGAUGACUGACGGAGCACGAGACUUCAGGGUGCUGCAGGUGGACACUGUACGGAUUGACUGCUUGAAUUCUGGGACUGAAGGCUUGCGAAAUAUGGUACAGGCUGGAUGGUAGUUAUGUUGCUGUGAAAAUGUAGGGUCAAAGCCUUAUAGCGCAAAAAAAGGAUUAUUAAUUUUUUUAUGAUAUUUGCACAGGACUGUACAGCAUACAACCGUUUGGUUGAAUUAUACAGAGUCCUCACAUCUACAGUCAGUUAUCAAAAGAAAAAUGUAUUUUUUAUUAUUUAUAGGCUAUAGCUACUUGGGUCCUAUUCAGACAUAGUAGUAACUGUAAUUAUGUUGCACAUUCAUGUACCUGUUAACAUGAAUGAAGAAAAUUGCAAUUUGGUAUGGAAAUACAAAGACAGCUUUCCCAAAUCCACUCGUACUUUUGUCAGCGAGUCAGUGAAGCUAAUUCGGGCUGGUGGCUCGUUUUCCACAAGCAUGUCUUUGCCAUACAAACCUUACCUCUCCUGUAAUCUGAUAGGUGAAAGCCAAUCAUUUAAAUAUGUGUCACAGAUAUUGCCAACACCAUAUUGAAAUUUGGGUUGAAAACUUUUGGCUCUAUGCUGGCAGGUGCUAUGGGUGAUAAGCACUGGAGAAGUUUUUAAUGGCAUUAAUUUAGUGUCUGUUUUUAAAGAAGGUUGUUGUUGAUUCAUCAGUUUUAAAAUGACGAUGCAGAAGAAAUGACCAGUAAUGAAAUAAUAGACUGAUCAGAGCAUGGGUAACUCUUGUGCCACUUAGUCAAAAGAGACAGUCAUGCUAAAAGGUAUCUGAUGUAAUAAUGUUUCUUCUCUCUCCUAAGGCCCCCCUUCUCUCAAAAUUUUUUUUGUUUCCCUGGUGUAUACCUCAGUCCCACAGAAUAAAAAUGCAAGGAAUGGAGAAAGUGUCAUAUUAAAACAACUUUUUGGUCAAUAA
Messenger RNA from Melozone crissalis (California towhee), 3423 nucleotides. RefSeq names its product zinc finger and BTB domain containing 10 (gene ZBTB10). The record is from RefSeq and is a predicted model, not a curated record. Lineage: Eukaryota; Metazoa; Chordata; Aves; Passeriformes; Passerellidae. The transcript has 5 exons. Bases 1 to 2478 code for a protein of 825 amino acids. Gene Ontology annotation, molecular function: RNA polymerase II cis-regulatory region sequence-specific DNA binding; DNA-binding transcription factor activity, RNA polymerase II-specific; protein binding. Gene Ontology annotation, biological process: regulation of transcription by RNA polymerase II.